ACUGGUCUCAACUCCCCUCAAUCUUGAACCCAUGAGGGGGAGAAAGGUGUCCCUAAAAAGACAAAGAGUCCUUUGGCCCAUUAACUCCCCUCUUUCACCUUCUCUACUUUCACACUCACUCACUCACUCUUCUUUGUAGUUCUUCCUCACUAUCUAUGGGGGUUCUGAUGUGCGGACGAUGGUGAUGGCGGACCAGGGCGGUGGUGGCAACAGUAUGGCUGCAUCGGUGGCGGUGAUGAGGGACUAUCGGAAGGGGAACUGGACGGUGUUGGAGACGAUGGUCUUGAUAGAGGCCAAAAAGAUGGACGACGAGCGAAGGAUGAGGAUCCGAGCUACUGGUGCUGGCGGCGAGCCGGGCUCGAGCGGCAGCGGGGUCACCGCUAAUAGGUCAUCGGAGCCGAGGUGGAAAUGGGUGGAGGACUACUGCUGGAGGAAGGAGUGUUUCCGGAGUCAGAAUCAGUGCAACGAUAAGUGGGACAACCUCAUGAGGGACUACAAGAAGGUGAGGGACUAUGAGAGGAGACGGCGGAGCACCGCCGGCGACGAUAGUGCUAGUGAAGAUCUUAGUUACUGGAAGAUGGAAAAGGCCGAGAGGAAGGACCGGAACCUGCCCACCAACCUCCUCCCCCAGAUUUACGAGGCGCUCGUCGACGUUGUGGAGCGGAAGCUGGGAGGCGGCAGCAGCGGUGGGGGCCCGUCGGUGGCAUUGGCGUUGCCCGGCAGCGGUUCCACAGCUGCUUCUUCCCACCAUCAGCCGCCCGGGGCUUCGGGGGCCGGCAUGAGCCUUCAGCCUGUGGCUUCUUCUCUGCUGCCGCCUAUCCCUUUGCCGCCUCAGUAUGCAUCGGCCCCGGUGCUACUGGCACUUCCACCACAGACAUCACCGACGACCGAGGCCCCACAGCGACCUCAGCCAUUUCCCAGCCCAAUUGAGAGAAGUGAUACCUCGGACUCGGAAACUAAUGAGCACUCGCACUCGUCACCGGCGAAGAGGAGGAGGAGAAUAGCCAGGGCCGUAGGGGGGCCGGAAGAAGAAGGCAAAAGGGCAGCUGCUGCUGCGUCAAGUGGAGGCACUUCCUCCUACGAAGCAGUGGGCACUGCCAUCUCGAGAAGCGCCUCCAUAAUAGCCGAAGCUCUUCAGGCAUGUGACGAGAGGGAGGAGAGGCGGCACAGGGACCUCCUCGGCAUCCAGGAGAGGCGGCUCAAGCUCGAGGAGUCCAAUGCCGAGACCAACAAGCAGGGAAUCAACGGCCUCGUCGACGCCAUCAACAAGCUAGCCGAUUCGAUCCAUGCCCUAGCGGCUUCCUCCAGCAGUAAGAAUCAAUCUUCAGCUCCCGAAUGAACGUGACUUUAUAAUUAUUUCAUAUAUAUUUAUGUGGGCAUUUUAGAAGAAACCCCAUUAUGGUCUCUCUCUGUAAAUAUAUGAUUGAUUAGGAGAGAGCCCAUCAUUCAUUCCAUCUACUAUGAUAGAUUAUACCGCAGCGACCUCGAUGUGAUUAUUUCUUUCCCAUUUCUGAACAAUGUUCGCACGCCCUAAGUUUAAUACAGUUCAAGAUAAUUUAGGUGUGUCAAA
Messenger RNA from Punica granatum (pomegranate), 1570 nucleotides. NCBI's taxonomy places the organism in Eukaryota, Viridiplantae, Streptophyta, Magnoliopsida, Myrtales, Lythraceae. The record is from RefSeq and is a predicted model, not a curated record.